AUUUCUCUCUAUUAUUCUCCGGUCGUCGACUUACCGUUCGAUUGACCUUGUCCUCCGUCUCCUGCAAUUGAGCUCGGAGCUUGUGCAUGUCCCGGUGACAUUGAUCUACGCCUUGCUGGUGGAAAGGAACCCAAUUUCGUUAGCUGCAGUCUGUCAUUCAUAACUAUCAGAACCUACCUGCUUUUCACGGUCGUUUGUGUCUGCCACUUGUUAUAGCUCAUUAUCAAAUCCUGCCUCACAAUGCUACUCCCGCGGCUUUCUUCCCUCCUGUGUCUUGCCGGCCUGGCGACUAUGCCAGUGGCCAAUGCUUACGACGGCGAUGAGAACAUCAAGAGCAUUCCACUUCGCACUCACAGUCUCGCUCCGCCAUAUCUGGAUUCAGACUUCCAAAGCCGCUGGUUCGAUUUUGGUGGCGACACGAUAAUCCGCGCAGACAAAUACAUCCGUCUUACGGCCGAUCGACCCUCGCAGCAGGGAUGGAUCUUCUCCCGGGUUCCCCUUACUGCGACAAACUGGGAGAUCGAGCUCGAAUUCAAGCUUCAUGGAAAUGGUAAUCUGCACGGCGAUGGCUUUGCCAUGUGGCUCACCAAGCAGCGCGCCACGCAGGGUCCUGUCUUUGGUUCAACGGAUAACUUCGAGGGUCUCGGUAUCUUCUUCGACACCUACAAGAACAACCGUCCCGGCACCUCGUUCCCUUACGUGAUGGCUAUGAUGGGCGACGGACAGACUAGCUACGACCAGGCGCAUGACGGCAAGGCCAAUGAAUUGGCUGGUUGUUCCGCUCGUGGUCUGCGAGGCGCUUCGAUCCCCACCAAGGCCCGCUUGACGUACUUCCAGGACAAGUCGUUGACUCUCGACUUGCAGUACAAGUCUGAGGACAGCUGGACCAACUGCUUCACCCUGACCGCACCCGAGACCAACAUCGCUAUCCCAUCCGUCGCGUACCUGGGCUUCUCUGGCGAGACCGGUGAACUGAGCGACAACCAAGACAUCGUCUCGGUGAAAUCACAGAACCUUUACAGCGUCGGACCGUCCAGCCGCUCUAGCCGUGGACCAAGCACCGACAGCGGUCGCGUCAAGAAGACCAAGAAGAGCAAGGGAAGCUGGAGCGGGUUCCUGUUCAAGGCUGUUCUGUUCUUGGCUGUUGCUGCAGGCUGCUAUAUUGGGUUCACCGUAUACCGGAACAAGCAGAGAUACUCGAGGUUCUAA
Aspergillus nomiae NRRL 13137 is the source of this 1209-nucleotide messenger RNA. Its product is annotated as legume-like lectin family protein. The coding region runs from base 241 to 1209 and encodes 322 amino acids. Lineage: Eukaryota; Fungi; Ascomycota; Eurotiomycetes; Eurotiales; Aspergillaceae. Gene Ontology annotation, molecular function: D-mannose binding. The transcript is spliced from 6 exons. Gene Ontology annotation, cellular component: COPII-coated ER to Golgi transport vesicle; endoplasmic reticulum membrane; Golgi membrane. Gene Ontology annotation, biological process: endoplasmic reticulum to Golgi vesicle-mediated transport; endoplasmic reticulum organization; Golgi organization. The record is from RefSeq and is a predicted model, not a curated record.